AUGUCUACAUCCAUGCAGAACGCCCCCAAGCCCAAACCGCAUCGAGUACUGGCAUGUAUUCUCUGCCAACAGCGAAAGGUCAAAUGCGACCGCACCUUUCCUUGUUCGACUUGCGUCAAGCAUGGUGUGCAAUGUGUGCCGGCUACUCAGCCUAGACCACGAAGGCGACGAUUUCCAGAACGAGAACUUCUGGAUAGGCUGAGGAGAUAUGAAGCCUUGAUGAAGCAGAACAACGUCAAAUUUGAACCUCUUCAUGACGACAACAACAGUACAGCAAAGAGCUCGCCAAAUGAUUACUAUUCCGAUGAUGAGAGAAGAGAGGGUGAAAGUCCCCAUGAUCGGUCUGAGGAUGUAUCCGAAGUCAAAAGUAUCUGGCAAGCAAUGCGCCAAGGGUACCGGGAUCCCAACGACGCGUUCUACGAAAAUGUCUUCAGCCACGCUCAAGAUCAAAUGUCACCCAAUGACCAAGACAUGUUAUUCGGCUCACGAAAUUCGGCCGUUGAGCUACACACUCUACAUCCAGAGCCCGCGCACCUCUUCAGGCUGUGGCAGGUCUAUCUCGACAACGUCAAUCCACUUAUGAAAGUUACUCAUACCCCGACUCUUCAAGCUCGUAUCGUUGAAGCUGCGUCCAACCUGAAGGAGAUAUCACCCACCCUUGAAGCUUUGAUGUUCAGUAUUUAUUGCAUGGCCGUCCUUAGUUUAUCACAAGAAGAGUGUGGGACUAUGUUCAAGCAAUCAAAGGAGCAGCUCUCAACGCGAUAUUAUUUCGGAUGUCAACAAGCAUUGUCGAACUGCAACUUCUUACGAACUGAUAACCGAGAUUGUUUGACAGCAUUGUUCCUCUACCUUGUUUCCGUCCGCUCAGCCAGCCAUCCGAAAUCCGUCUCCUCCAUGCUAGCUGUAGCUAUCCGCAUCGCCGAGCGAAUGGGUAUUCAAAGCGAAGCAAAGAACACCCGGUGCAGCAUUCUCGAAGCAGAACUCCGAAGGAGACUUUGGUGGUCUCUUGUACUCUUCGACUCUCGCUUUAGUGCUUUAGGCGAUCACAAGCCAACGACCCUAGUCCCAAGCUGGGAUUGUGCAUUGCCUAUAAACGUUAGCGACUCGGAACUUCGAGAAGAGACAAAAACUCCACCAAAAGUUCAGGAUCAAGCGACAGAAGCCAUUUUCGCAAUUGUCAGAGGCGAGAUUGGCGAAUUUUACCGCAACAGUCCUUUCUACCUUGCAUUCACUAACCCUGUCAUGAAGCCUCUGGCUAAGAAGUUGCCGCCCGGUGGUGAUGUUACGCUGGAGAAGAUGAUUGAAGACAAAUAUCUUCGGUUUUGCGACCCGGAUAACCGUGUCCAUUACAUGGCUAUGUGGACCGCGCGAUCAAACAUCAUGAAUUGCCGAUUGAUGAACGAUUACUUGACCUACCUUGAUACAUCUACAGGAUAUACGCCGGAGCGACAAGAAGCCGCCGUCUUGUGUGCCCUUCACUGGCUAGAAUGCGACACGAAAUUAUCCAGCUCACCACUUACCAAAAACUUCCGAUGGUUUCUGCAGCUCCAUUUCCCGUUCCCAGCGUAUAUCCGUGUCAUCCAGCAUCUAAAAGGUCAGCCGUUCUCUGAUCAGACCGAAAGGGCGUGGAAGGUCAUGCACGAGAAUUACUCUGCCAGAGCUGCGCCAGACGCAAAUAUCCCAGCUCCAGUAUUCAGGCCCUUCACCAAUAUUGUGCUCUACGCGUGGGAAACAGUCAAAAAGGCUCAUGAGAAAGCUGGCAAGGGAACGACCACGCCAGAAAUUGUGGACUUUAUCAACGAAAAGAUUGCGGAUAUGUCAUUGAAUAACAACGAGCAGAAUAAGGAUCAAUGCCAGGGUGCGAUGGACAUGGAUGAUAUGUCUAUGCAGAUGCCAAUGGGAUUUGGGGACCCUGGUACGAUAUUUAACAUGGGCGGGCAGAAUUUCGGAGACAUGCCAGGGUCUUAUAUGGCAGAUCCGGCAUCGCUUACUGUAGAUAUAUCUCAGCUGAACUGGGGAUCGAUGGGUUGGGGACCAGCCGUUGAUGGGAAUUAG
This is a messenger RNA of Fusarium venenatum, 2055 nucleotides long. RefSeq lists its product as uncharacterized. Gene Ontology annotation, biological process: regulation of DNA-templated transcription; DNA-templated transcription. The record is from RefSeq and is a predicted model, not a curated record. Gene Ontology annotation, molecular function: DNA-binding transcription factor activity, RNA polymerase II-specific; DNA binding; zinc ion binding. Lineage: Eukaryota; Fungi; Ascomycota; Sordariomycetes; Hypocreales; Nectriaceae.